AUGGCUUCCUCUCACAAAGCUUUUGUUCUUAUUGCUGUUGUGAUCAUCAUUGCUUUGGUGCCAUCAACAUCUAUGGUGGAGUCUAGGCAACUCUCUAACCCUUCUAACUUGAUGAGCCUUGAAGCAAGAUUGAAGGUGAGUGGUGAGCCUUCUAAUUGUUGGGAGUCACUCUUCAAGCUCCAAGCAUGUAGUGGUGAAAUUGUAACAUUUUUUCUAAAUGGUGAGACUUAUUUAGGCAAUGGUUGUUGUAAAGCAAUUAAGGUGAUUGGACAUGAUUGUUGGCCUAAUGUUGUUGCAUCACUUGGAUUCACCAAUGAAGAGACUUAUACAUUGGAAGGUUAUUGUGAUGAAGCUGAAGAUGCUCAUUCACCUCCUGUCCUACACCACUAG
This is a messenger RNA of Trifolium pratense (red clover), 390 nucleotides long. Its product is annotated as egg cell-secreted protein 1.1-like. The transcript has a single exon. NCBI's taxonomy places the organism in Eukaryota, Viridiplantae, Streptophyta, Magnoliopsida, Fabales, Fabaceae. Bases 1 to 390 code for a protein of 129 amino acids. The record is from RefSeq and is a predicted model, not a curated record. Gene Ontology annotation, biological process: double fertilization forming a zygote and endosperm.